This is a messenger RNA of Anopheles arabiensis, 3486 nucleotides long. RefSeq names its product dymeclin. The record is from RefSeq and is a predicted model, not a curated record. Gene Ontology annotation, cellular component: Golgi apparatus. Lineage: Eukaryota; Metazoa; Arthropoda; Insecta; Diptera; Culicidae. The transcript is spliced from 10 exons. Gene Ontology annotation, biological process: Golgi organization. The coding region runs from base 184 to 2289 and encodes 701 amino acids.
UGGAUGCAAUAAAUAGACGAGUUAUUUACCAGCAGCUUGCUUGCGGUGGCACUUUCGGCUGCGUUUGUGAAAAGAAAUACACUUUAUACGGUUGUAAAACCGAUUUUAUUUAACCGGGCCGAGUGUCUGCGUGUAGAGGAAAAGUUUAAGUAUAGGUCGGUACAUAAAUUCUCCACGCACAGGAUGGGUAUGAACGUGAGCCGCCAGGUGGACCUCACGGAGAAUGAGUAUCUGCAGCGAUUCGUCGGCAAAACGCACGUCCCUGCUUACGAUGACGAUUUCUGGAACAAUUUCCUGCAGUAUCACAUAAAUCUACCCACAAACAGCGAAGAACAGCUAAGCCUUGAUUCGCGGCUGGAAACGCUCUGCCAGAGCUUUAUCAGCCACAAUCUACACACCGGCAACUUUGGCUCGUUGAUAAACGUCUUUCUGCUGAAGGUGUCUGAGCUGCUGACGCUAUCCGACACCGAAAGCAACGUUCACAUAUGGCACGCGUUCAAUGCACUGUUCAUUAUUCGCUGCCUGGUCAAGUACAUGAUCGAGACUGGGUCGGAGUAUCAACUGCUGCAGCACUUUGAAGCGUUGCCGGUUCAAGCGGCCGAUAGCGUUGAGACACCGAGCGACGGAACGGCAGCAGGUACCAGCACGGCCAUUCCGAUCGACAUGCGAGCGGUGGAGGAAACGAAAGCGGCCGUCGCAAAGCUGGUCGAUGGCUCAAAGUUUGAAACGUUUCUAGAGGCACUGGUUAACAUUAUCGUCGUGAUACCGGUGAAAGAAUUCACAUAUCACCUGCACCUGGAGGCGGUAAACUGCAUGAUUAUUCUGCUCUCGGUGAGCCUAUUUUCCCAGCAAACGAUGGAAAAGUCCACCAUCUACCGGACGAUCUAUCGCUGCCAGCACGCAAACACGCUGAUGAGUGCGCUGCUACAUUUCCUCAGCCGCAUGAGCCAAGCGCCGCAAACCAUGUUUGGCUUCGGUACCGGUGGUUCGUUUGUGUUCGGCAUUGCCGAAUCGCUUUGGUCGAUACUGACGUUCGCCCGCAAGCAGCCGGAUAUACUUACGGCACACGAUCUUCCGACGGCCUUCCGGGAGCACUAUCCGCUGGCGAACCAAAGCUUGCUGCUGAUACUGAUCCUUACCAACCAUCACGCGACCAAGGAUAAUCCGUAUCGGAUUAGUUUGUUUGGAUGCUCCGACUCGCAAGAUUCCCCUAAGGAGGAUCCGGCAACGUUUAAGAUCGACUUUUCCUCCCUGUACAACACGCUGUGCCGAAUAGUGACGAUCGAUCAGGCCACGCUACUGCUCUAUCUGCUGCUCUACCGAAACCAAAGAUUCCAGAAGUACGUGAUGGCACAGCAGAACCUUCAGCAGUUGGUUAUUCCGAUUCUGCAAACACUUUACAACGCACCCGACAGUACUUCACAUCACAUUUAUAUGUCGCUGAUAGUGUUGCUGAUUUUGAGUGAAGAUGAUAACUUUAACAAAAGCGUCCAUCAGAUCAUGUUAAAAAACAUUACCUGGUACACGGAGCGCUCGAUCAGUGAGAUCUCGCUCGGUGGUUUGCUGAUAUUGGUCGUCAUUCGAACGAUUCAGUACAACAUGCUCAAGAUGCGAGACAAAUACCUGCACACCAACUGUCUCGCCGCGUUGGCUAACAUGUCCGGCCAGUUUCAAUCGCUCCAUCCGUACGUGGCCCAGCGGUUGGUUAGUUUGUUUGAAACAUUAGCGAAAAAGCAUGCACGAUUGGAUCAGCAGCUCAAGCAACCGAACGAUCCGAACGGUGAACCGGACAUUUCCAUACCAAUCGGUUGCGGACUAACGUCGGAAGAUAUGUUGCAGGAUUUGUCCGUGCUGGAGGAGGUGCUGCGAAUGGUGCUGGAAAUUCUAAAUUCCUGUCUAUCCCAUCAACUAGUUUACUGUCCCAAUCUGGUGUACACACUGCUGUACAAACGCAACGUCUUCGAGGCCUUCCGAAGUCAUUCGGCAUUUCAGGAUAUCAUACAAAAUAUAGAUAUGGUGGUUGGAUUCUUUUCCUCCCGCCUGCAACGGGUGCAGGAGCAGCGGGGCGAGUUGGGCGUUAGCGAAGUGCUAGAGGUGAUUUCGAAAGGCGCCAGCCAAUGGUCGAGUGAUCGAUUGCGGAAAUUCCCCGAUCUAAAAUUCAAGUACGUCGAGGAAGACGCACCGGAAGAGUUCUUCAUCCCGUACGUCUGGACGCUGGUGUGUAAGGCUGGCUGUGUACAUUUCAGUUCCGAAACGAUAAAGGGCGUCAGCGCCGAGAUCGUUUGUUAACGUUACCGUUCCGUUGUUCCCACGAACACUCUGCCAGAUUUACGUUUUCCGGUAAAGUUGCUAAAUUCGCUUCUCUUUCCCUAAUUAUACAUAAAGGCCCGCGUGUGUGGCAUCAGCAUGUGCGACGGGCAGUUUAACACAUGAGACAAUACGAGAGGUGUAAAAUGUUGCAAUAUUUCUUCUACUGUACAUGAUCAGUUAAAAGUGUAUGAUACAUUCUUCCAAUGUACUUUAGCGCGUUUGCUCGUAACUGUUGUGCUACCAAACUAAUCAACUUUCUAGUUUUCGCUUUUCUUCCCGAAGGAUGCAUUCCCCUAUGAAGAUGCUAUAUUAUUUUUACAAAGCACUAUAAUUUAUUAAUUAACAUUCAAGAUUUGUGUUAUGUUUUUUUUUCUUCUAGUGUCUCGAUUUUUGUUUACUGUACUACAACCUUUUGGUUGUAAUUGUUUUGUUGAUAAACAACUCGGACUGUACCCUUAUAGCACUAGCUUAGCAAAAACCUAAAACAGUUAGUUGCCAUUCAGUCCACGAGUGUAGCAAUUCGGUUAGCUUUCGUUAUCAAUUAUGAGAAGGUGCAAAACACGAUAUUGAGGGAGGACGAUAGAAUGCGAUGAAUUACGAAAAACAGGCAAUAAUAACAGUAAGCGAAUGUAAAGCACACAAAGCAACGCUCCGGCUCUAACGCUAUUACUUAGCCUAAACACGCAGAGUGUUGAAUCAUGACUUUACUGUGCGUGUGCGUGCGUUGGUACGUGUGUGAUACGAAUCGAAAGCCCGUCGAAACGUAUUGUUUUCGGAAGCGAAGGCCGGAGCGAAGGGAAUACCAUUAGGGAGUUAUACAAAAUGGCAAAAUGGCUAGUUUCGUAGGGUUGAUUGAUUUUCCUCGCAUUGAUUGCGACGCGAUCGGGCUGGAAAAGAAUAGUCACGGUGGUAAGUGAGGGAGAAGUUAGAUGAAAAGCUUGACCGCAACUGCUGUGUUGGAUGGAUUUUAAGCGUGUUUGAGGUUGAACACGGGUAAACCACGGAAAGACGUUGCAAAGGUACUGCUGUGCCGAAAAAUCGAAAUAGAAGGCUUAAGAGACGGGCAAGAAGGCAAAGCGAGAAAAGUUAAACGUUAUAAAUUUACAAAACACACAAAUUGAUAAACUAUUAACCACAAACGAGGCAAGACAACUAAUCUGCCGGUAUACUAGAAAA